UGCGAGCACAGGUCUGGGAAUCUUAGUUCACGGUAAGAAAAAGCGAUUUCUAAAGAGUGUCUAGAAUAAGGACGAGAACAGUGGAGAAACAACAGAGAGGCAGGAAAGUCCAACAACUUCACAACUGGAGUGGUUUUACAGCAAAGAAAGAAAUGGCUAUAUUGCACUGCAGAAGAAACCGUGUCACUAGCAGUGCUGCUGAAGGGACGACUGGCCCGCCUUACAAACUCUGAUGCCAUCGCCGAAGGAGAAGCGCAUGUAUCCAAGGAGGAGUUCGCCAAAUAGUACGGAGCCUGCGAUGUUUGUCCCGCACUUCUUCGUGAUGAGCUCUUCCGCCCGAGACAUCUGUACAGGGUCGAACUCGCUGUCUGCUUUGGCACGGCCACGCCCGCCGCAGGCAAAGGCAAGGACGUUGUUGACAACCUUAAUCCUCUGCGUGUGCUGUUCGAUAAUUUGCUUCGGCAAAUCCCUCAUCUGGUCUAUGACCGUCUUGAGGUUGCCCGGGUCGACGUUGGAGCCGCAUCCGCAAAACACCCUGCCGGUGGUGCCGCUGAAUGUGCGGUCGUUUGUGCGGUCGAACCCAUCGAUGACUCCUUCAAUGUCCCGCGCUGCCAGACUGUCCACCUCCAAGCGUCCCGCCUCGUUGUUGUUGUUGUCGCCGUCGACGGUUCGUGUGGGGAGGUGGAACCGGUCAAAGGCAGCAACCGACGUGGCCAGGGUUGAGACGCCGACCAGGACGUUGAAGAGGGUCGUGAUGAAAUGCAUUUUUAAAAAAAGUACUUACCUAGGAGGCGUACUAUGGGUGACCUUGGUGGUGUCGAUGCGGCCAAGUUGACGAAAAAAGUGAGUACCUUACUAAUUAUUAGCUCGAAAUUGAUGUUAUGAAAGAUAUAUAUGAAAGGCAGGGGAAUAAAGAGGAGAGCGAAGGUGGGUUAUCCUACUUUAAGUCUUCACAUCUUGGUAACCCUUCACAACUCUGGUCGUCUUGUGUCCGUUUUUGGACUCGUCUCUUGUCCCAU
Molecule: messenger RNA, 1019 nt
Organism: Lasiosphaeria miniovina
Lineage: Eukaryota; Fungi; Ascomycota; Sordariomycetes; Sordariales; Lasiosphaeriaceae
Exons: 1
Coding region: 233-835 (200 amino acids)
Source: RefSeq, a predicted model, not a curated record